Messenger RNA from Amaranthus tricolor (Joseph's coat), 129 nucleotides. The record is from the annotation of a RefSeq genome assembly. NCBI's taxonomy places the organism in Eukaryota, Viridiplantae, Streptophyta, Magnoliopsida, Caryophyllales, Amaranthaceae.
AUGCGCGAUUUCAAAACAUAUCUUUCCGUGGCACCGGUACUAAGUACUUUAUGGUUUGGGUCUUUAGCCGGUCUAUUAAUAGAAAUCAAUCGUUUUUUCCCAGAUGCGUUGACAUUCCCCUUUUUUUGA